Molecule: messenger RNA, 2380 nt
Organism: Maylandia zebra (zebra mbuna)
Lineage: Eukaryota; Metazoa; Chordata; Actinopteri; Cichliformes; Cichlidae
Gene: sh3gl3a
Product: SH3-domain GRB2-like 3a
Biological process (GO): synaptic vesicle uncoating
Cellular component (GO): presynapse; cytoplasm; glutamatergic synapse
Molecular function (GO): protein binding
Source: RefSeq, a predicted model, not a curated record
CCCGCCGUUAGAGCUUCACUGAGCUCGGGGUCAUGCUGCAAUCUUAGCGGAGUCUGACUGAUGAGUGCGGAGCUGUGGUGUCGGCUGCUUCGUUCUUGAGCCCAGCCUCCGUCGGCCGUGUGUUGAGUCGCUUUCCCGGAGUAUUUUGUGCGGGGUUGAAGCCGUUCGUCCAGGAUGUCUGUGGCCGGGCUGAAGAAGCAGUUCCACAAAGCCAGUCAGCUCCUCAGUGAAAAGAUCAGCGGGGCGGAGGGGACGAAGCUGGAGGAAGACUUCUUAGAGAUGGAGCGGAAAAUCGAGGUGACCAGCAAGUCGGUGCUUGACCUCCUGUCCAAAACAACAGAGUACCUCCAGCCUAACCCAGCGUCUCGAGCCAAACUGAACAUGCUGAACACGAUGUCCAAGAUCCGAGGGCAGGUGAAGACCACCGGCUACCCCCAGACCGAAGGCCUGCUGGGCGACUGCAUGCUGCGCUACGGCCAGGAGCUGGGAGAGGACUCUUUGUUUGGAUGCGCUCUGGUGGAUGUGGGUGAGGCCAUGAGGCAGAUGGCAGACGUGAAGGACUCUCUGGACAUAAACGUCAAACAAAACUUCAUUGACCCCCUGCAGAAUCUACAGGACAAGGACCUCAAAGAGAUCACGCAUCACCUGAAGAAGCUGGAGGGCCGCAGAUUAGACUUUGACUACAAGAAGAAGCGUCAGGGGAAGAUCCCGGACGAGGAGAUCCGGCAGGCGGUGGAGAAGUUCGACGAAAGCAAAGAGCUGGCUGAGAGGAGCAUGUUCAACUUCCUGGAGAACGACGUGGAGCAGGUGAACCAGCUGUCAGCACUGAUCAAGGCGGCGUUGGAGUACCACCAGCAGUCGUGUGAGAUCCUGCAGGAGCUCAGUGGGAAACUGCAGAAGAGGAUAUCCUCGGCCAGCAGCCGGCCCAAGAGAGACUUCAAGCCAAAGUCGAUCAGGAGCAGCAUCGAGGCGCUCGACAGCAACCAGCACAACGGCCUGUCCUACAGCUCCUCGCUCAAGUCCACGGAUACGCAGAUCAGCCACACACUGAACGGGAAAACUGAUCACAUAUCAUCUGUGCAGCUGUCAUGGCCCGACACCCCCGCUACCAACGGCAACGCUCACCAGCCGGAGGUUUUGGAUCAGCCCUGCUGUCGCUCCCUCUACGACUUUGAGCCGGAGAACGAGGGCGAGCUGGGCUUCAAAGAAGGCGACAUCAUCAUCCUCACCAACCAGAUCGACGAGAACUGGUACGAGGGCAUGAUCAACGGCGAGUCCGGCUUCUUCCCCAUCAACUACGUGGAGGUCAUCGUCCCCCUGCCUCAGUGAAGAGCGCCACCGCCGGGCCUCCGCAGACUCUCCUCGGCCCGACUCGGGCGUGAGCGUGCGGCGGAUUCUGUUUCGGACCACAGACGCGGCUGUUUCGUCCCGGCCGACUUCAGAUUAAACGUCUCCUUUACUUUUGUCGUCUGUUGAUAUUUAAGAACCUGAACGGAAACCCGAGCCUUUAACGGGGUCUCAACCUGUCACUCCGCCCACCGUCCAGCACUGCCGCCUCUGCCGGGUAUCCCGACGCCGCCGUCCGACCACUACGAACAUUUCCUCACUUUAUGGUCACGCUAGUUCUGCUAAAAGUCACCUUUCAAUGUUUCCUGGUUGUGUCAAAAAUGAUGUGUUGCAAAUCAGAAUCAGACAGGAAGUGAGCCGCUCCACAUUCCCACAAUCCAAGGAUGGAGGUGCUUUUAUUUUGAAAUGGAGCUCGGCCAGGUUCUGGUUUUAAUGUGAGAGACGUGAGCGGGUGGAGUUUGGUCUGUGUGACUUUGUUUGAGGCCCAAAUCUCAUCCACUUCAUCCUGACUUCACUUUGUUUCUUUGCUUUUGUAGUUUCGGCGUCGUUUCUGUCCUUGGUUACAGCUUUACGCUGAGACUGGGACGUGGACAGCAGGAGACGUUUUAAUGGUUUCAGAAACACGAGCAGUCAGGCGAUCAGUCGUGUUUCCCUUUUGGAGCCACGGCACAUAGAAAAAUCACACGGCACCAAAACCAUAGUGACCAUUUAUCCCCGCUGUCCCCACUGCACCGCCUGCUCGCCUCACUCUGCGUUCUGUGAUGGGGUUUGGUGGCGGUCACGUGCCGGUCACGUGCCACGCUCUCAGAUCUCAGCGGUUAGCACAGGCGUGACCCUAACGGACAGAAACGGUGACCCAAGCUCCAAAAACCCAAACUUCACCUUCUGUAAGUCAGAGUAUUUCAAAUGUGAAGCUGAAUGUUUGGCCUGUGUUGGUUUUCUCCACUGGAUUUGAUCUUUCUGUUAUUCUGCUGCCCUCUCGGCUCCGACGGCCGGUCUGUGUUUAAACCCGUCUUCACGCGUGCACGCCGUC